Messenger RNA from Thalassophryne amazonica, 2297 nucleotides. RefSeq names its product 2-phosphoxylose phosphatase 1 (gene pxylp1). Gene Ontology annotation, cellular component: Golgi apparatus. The transcript has 6 exons. The record is from RefSeq and is a predicted model, not a curated record. Gene Ontology annotation, biological process: glycosaminoglycan biosynthetic process; dephosphorylation; chondroitin sulfate proteoglycan biosynthetic process. Bases 183 to 1751 code for a protein of 522 amino acids. NCBI's taxonomy places the organism in Eukaryota, Metazoa, Chordata, Actinopteri, Batrachoidiformes, Batrachoididae. Gene Ontology annotation, molecular function: phosphatase activity.
GUAACUUGACGCCGGUCUCUGUCGCUUCGGCUGCUGGACGGUUUUACCAGACAAACCAGAUUACAGCGUUCGAUCCAGUCAGUGGUUUCUGUCAGGGUUGUCUCCGUAAUUCCUGCAGACUGCAGGGACUUGGGCUGGAGCCUGGAUGGCUGACGGACAGGAUUGCGAACACACGUGACAAGAUGCUGACUCGUAACCGCUUCCUCCUCCUGGUGGUGGUGGGCGGGAUCGUGCUGGCUGUCCUCAGCCUCAGUCUCCAGUUCUUGAACCUGAUCCCCACUAGUCCCAUGUUGGAGCAACAUCACUUCCAGACCAUAAAUUUUGGCGGCGUUGGGGCAAGUCCGGGGAAGAGCAGAAAAAGAGUGUUCCCAGUGCCUGACACCCAGGACCUCAAUCCAGUAGCUGAGGCUUAUGGCUACUGUAACACACCAAAUCGUACAGAGCAGGCCUGGGAGGGUCACAGUCCCGCCGAUUACAGGCUGCUGUCAGUCCAGGUGAUGAUUCGCCACGGGGACCGCUAUCCGCUCUACUCCAUCCCCAAAACCAAACGGCCCACCAUCGACUGCACCCUGUCUGCCAGCAGGAAGCCUUCACACACACUCCUGAAGUCUUUCAUCCGCCACAUGGGCCAAGGAGGGCGUGGCCACUGGGAGUCACCAUUGGCGUCUCUUCCCCGUCUGCCCAACCACAGUGCCUGUGAAAUGGGAGAACUCACACAGACUGGUGUGGUGCAACACCUUCAUAACGGGCAGCUCCUCCACCGUGCCUAUAAACUCCAUGGUUUGCUCCCAUCUGAUUGGUCACCUCAUCAUAUAUGGGUGGAGACGACUGGUAAGAGUCGUACUCUCCAGAGUGGACUGGCUUUCCUCUAUGGUUUCCUUCCUGAUUUUAAUUGGGAAAAGCUGACUGUACGUCACCAGUGGAGCACAUUGUUCUGUGGCUCAGCCUGCGACUGCCCCGCGAGGAACCAAUACCUGGAGGAGGAGCAGAGGAGGCAGUAUCAGCUGAGAGUGGCCAAUACUGAACUGGAGAGGACCUAUGCUGAUAUGGCGCGCACUUUGGGCCUGUCCACCCGCCAACUUCGAGCUGCAAACCCUAUAGACUCGCUGCUGUGCCACCUGUGCCACGGCCUUCCCUUCCCAUGUGCUUCUGUGGGAGACGGUGGUGUUGGUGGAUGUCUGAGUCUAGCACAGUUUGCUGUGAUUCGUCAUCAGCAGCUAGAGGAUGAGGUGGAACGCAGGAAAUUGGGGACAUACCACAAAUACGCCAUCCUGGCCAUGUACCCCUACCUCAACCGAACAGUUGCCAAGAUGGAACAAGCUGCCAGGGUCAUGGAAGCAGGGCGGCUACAGCGUUCAGGGACUGAGGAGAUAUUCUCUCUCUCCUCUGCCCAUGAUGUCACCAUCGCACCACUGCUGAGUGCUCUGGGACUGAAGGGGGCCAAGUUCCCACGUUUUGCAGCGAGAGUGGUCUUUGAGCUGUGGAGGAGUCCCACACAGACUGAAGGACAGCCAAAGAAGAGAGCCGGCAAAAAUAAAAAAUCCAAGGCAAAAGAUGGUGAAUUGUUCAUCAGGGUGCUGUACAAUGGCGAGGAUGUGACAUUUCACACCGCCUUCUGUCGCUCCCAUAACCGCCGCGUCAGCCAGCCACUCUGCCCUUUGAAGAACUUUGUGUCUUUUGUCAAGAGAGACAUGUUCAGUGUUGUUAACGCCACUUCCUACCGGGAGGCCUGCUACAAACGCCUUAAUUGACAGAUGAACAGAUGCAGAGUAAGGUGAAUGAGGAAGAAGAAAGCGUUAACUUUCCACAGGAUGCCACUUUUUGCUGUUUAUGGUGUCUGAAAACAGUGUUUCUUUUUAAAAUGUAAUCCUUGGGACUAACUGAAUGGCAACACUGCACAAACUCUGCAUCCUGCCUUGUCCAGAGGUCUUCACAGUAUGACUGUUUGGUCGCCAUGGUACUGGCAAUCACUUAGCAAAUAUUUAGCAUUGUAUUUUUUUUUUAAUGAUUAUCAUUUGUUAGAUGCCAUAAAUUCAAGGGAAAUUAAAUGGCACUUAGCCACUUUAUUGCUACAUUCCAUAAUGUAGUGGAACUUUAAAAAUCCCAGAAUUCUCAAAGGUUUACAAGAAUAUACCAAAUUUUACUGAGUAUAAUUUUCUUUUCCUUUUUUUUAGUACUUUGGGAGGUCCUACAACUCAUACUCUAGUGUGACUUGUAUACUUUUUUCUGCUCUUCGAGGGAUGUUUUUGAAAGGUGCGCCUUAUAUUCUGGAGAAUACAUCAUAACUGAGCUGGGAA